Molecule: messenger RNA, 8191 nt
Organism: Salarias fasciatus (jewelled blenny)
Lineage: Eukaryota; Metazoa; Chordata; Actinopteri; Blenniiformes; Blenniidae
Exons: 11
Coding region: 244-7581 (2445 amino acids)
Source: RefSeq, a predicted model, not a curated record
CCCCAGUUCCUGGUUGAUGAUAACACGCUUUCGGGGAGACUCAGCACGGUUCACAACAUCAACUUUUGAAAGCAUGGAAUUAGAAGCUUCUUAGUUUUUGCCAAAGACACAUUAAGCGGGAGGAAAAAGUGAAAGCGGACUCUGCCGGCUGCAGGUUUUGGUCAGAGGCAUGACUCUGUAGACGGAGUUUGCUUCGCUCGUCUGCUAAGCUAAGCUAGCUAACUAGCUCCAUUGCGGUCCAAAAUGACUGACUGCUGCGCCGCGGCGGACUGUGACUCCCAGCCAGGGGAAAGCAGUACCCCGCUCUUCAGCUUCCCUUCGGAUCCGGACCGCUGCAAGCAAUGGCUGAAUAACUGUCACCGCCUCGAUCUGGCCUCGGAGCCUCCGGAACAGUUGCACAAGCGCUACAGACUCUGUGCAAAGCACUUCGAGCCCUACCUGAUCUCUCACCAGAGCGCCUCCAGCUGUGUCUUACAGGAAGAUGCAAUUCCAACAAUAUUUGACUCUCCCAUGCCUGUGAAUAACCAAUCCACUAGCAACAGGAAGCGAACUCGAGACCCCUCGGAAGAAGAAGCUACAGCUGUGAAGAAAACAAAAGAAAGUGAAUCAGGAGACUUGAAAGAAGAGACAAAAGAAGCACCUGGAGAGAACAGUGCAACAGUUGAAAUACCAAAAGACACUGAGACCCAGGAGGAUGUUACCAGCUCGAAAGCAAAAGAGACUCUGAAGGUCUAUUUUAAGGAAAUCCUGGCUCUGACUGGAUUCAGCAUCAAUGGCGCAAACAUCAACGCAGAGGAGCCAAUCGGGGGCGCGAGGGGCCAGCAGACCCUCAAUCGCAUCUGUGUGGAAAAAAUUGACAAGAAAGAAAUCCUGCAGUUCAGUGAAGACCUCAUGCGGGAGGAGAUCCAGAACAGCCUCCGACUGGCCCGGUUCUUCUCCAUCCUGCUCCAGGAUGCCACGAGCAUCGAGGGGAAGGAGCAGAUCCCGGUGUUCAUCAGGUCCGUCACAGUGGCAGGGUUCCCACAGAAGCAUCUCGUUGGAUUCUUACCGUGUGACCUGGAUGCCGAAAGUCUGUUUUACAUGCUCCUCACCGAGCUGCGAAACAAGUGGGGGCUGAGGAUGGAGCACUGCAGAGGACUCACUUAUCUGGUUACGGGCAGUAUGUGUCAGAAAAUGCGAGAUCUCACCUGCAGGAUUCUGCAGGAGUUUCCUCAAGUAGUUCUGUCACCCAGUGAUCCGUAUGCAUUCAACAUAUGGAUUAUUCGUUGCAUGCCCGUGCCCUCCAUCCAGAAGGUUGCCGAUACUGUGGAGGAAGUGGCCUCGUUACUCAGGAGAACUCCGGAGCUGUCCCAACGACUGGAAGGAAAGAUUCAGACGACGUACGGGCAUAUAAAAGGCGAAGUGGACAGAAUCAAGGCAGCUCUCUCUGGGAAUUGGGAAUAUGGCACUGACGCAUUCCAGACCAUGCUGGAGAUCCUGGAGCCAUUCUUGAACUGUAUCAACGAGAUGAUUUCAAAGGUUGACGAAGAUACUGCUGAACAAAUAGCCAAGCUCAAGCCAGUUUUGAAGAACUUCAACUUCAUCAUCACACUUGUGGCUCUAAAGAACACCCUGUGUUGUGUGAGCAUUCUUAACUCUAGUCUCAGGGGAAUAAUCAGCAUCAGCAGUACUUUGCAGUACACAAUUUCCAAUGCCUUAAAACUGGUAAGCAAAUAUCAGCAGGAGCUCCCAAUAUUCCACAGAAAAUGGUUUUCAGACGCAGUCGGCCGAGCCAAGAAGCUGGGAGUGGAGGUCAGCAAACCAGAGAUGGCACAAGAAGAUGGAGCCGAAACCUCUCUGGAGGAUUUCUACAGAGAAACGCUCAGCCGGCCCAUCUUGCAGUAUCUUGUCGCAGAGGUAAAGCGAGUGUUCAGCAUAGAGAUGGUGAGGAUUCUCCGAUGGCUCUCGUUGGUCCCAUCUUACAUGGCCGACCACAACUUCAGCAUUCGCAGGGAUAAAGUAGCAGAUGCCAACCUCAACAACCUUGCGCGGCCUGACACCUUCUACGAAGAGCUCGGCUGCUGGGAGGUGAAGUGGAGGCAUGCAAGCAAGCGCAGGAUCCUGCCAACCACGGUGUUUGCCACUCUCAAGAUUCCAGAUAUUGGGUUUUACCCAAACGUGCAAAGCUUGCUGAGGGUGUUGGGUACGGUUCCCUGCGUAAACGCAGAGGCGGACGUGUACGGUCAGUACCACAUGGUACUGGAGAGGUGCCACUCCUACCUGAGAGCCACAUCAGAGGACCAAAGACAGUGCAGUAUGGCGUACAUCUACGUCAAUCAAGAUGUCCAUUUCAGCGUGGAACAAAUGGUGGAGUCGUACGUCCAAAAGCAUCCGGACAUCCUGCACUUACUGCAAACGGAUGACGACAUGGGAGACAAACCUUUGCCAGCAGCAGCCCACGGAAACCAUCCCGAAAAGGACACUGAGGAGGAAUUGCAGCUCAUCAACCUGGAGAUGGAUGCCGAGAGGCUUGUGGAGAUGAAGUGUGCAGAGACUGAUCGAGAGUCCCUUAAAUCUGCGUUGCAGGCUGCAGUCACAGCGGCAUACAGCAGUCACAGCAGGUCGCACAGCGACACCGGUCCUGCUCAGGACGGAGAGGUCGAGUAUGUGACCAAGUCCGAAAUGAAAGAGGUUCUGACCGUGUGUGAGAAUGCUGUAAGAGAGGGAAUAAUCAUGGAAGUGGGCACUUCCUUCUUUUCGUUGUUCAUCGACCGUGUCGUGAAGAUGGGGGAGAAGGACUACCUCCCACUGUUCCUCAGGUUUGUGGACAGUUUCGACGUCAUGCGAUUGGAGCUCAUGGGGUUCCUCGAGGCAGAUCUCGAUUGUGAUUACAUGGUACAGCGUCUGAUGGAGAUUCUCACAGUGGAGUGGCGUCUUGAUCUGAACAACUGCCGAGGCCAGGCGUACCUCGGUUCGGGUGACGUUUCCUAUAAGCUGAAAGCGUUUGCCUGCAAAGUGCAGGAGAAGCAUCCUCUUGCUAUAAGCACACACUGUUCAUCCUACUCUUUCAACACCUGGUGGUCAAAAUCAAUUCCAGUCCCCGCUGUUAAAAGAGCCCUGGAUACCUUUGAAGAGGUGAUGAUGUUUUUUGGCAGCAGUUCCGCUUUAGAGAAACAGCUCGACCACGUGAUUGACUUUGGUCUUCGAGAGAGCUACGAAAAGGUCCAGGAGUUGCAGGGAAAGUUUUGUACCCUCUGGCAAGAGAAGCAUGAUUCCUAUGAAGUGUUUGUUCAGAUGCUCGAGCCUUUGGUCGAAUGUCUUGAGAAAAUCAAAAGCAACCCGCAGAGAUGGCACGCCAACGUGUCUGACCAAGCGGAAGCCCUUCUCCGCAGGGUGAUGGAGUUCGACUUCAUCAUUGCCAUGGUGGUCUUGAAGAAUGCCUCCUCCUUCACCAGAGAGCUCAGCGCAGGUAUCCAGAAAGACCAGUUCACUGCUGCCUCCCAGCUUUGCCAAAUCAGCGGCAUUGUGGCAACUCUGAACAGGGUGAAAACAAACAUGAAGGUGUUUCACCAGAAUUGGUUCGACGAGGCCUGUGCGAUGGCGCAGAGCUUACGAGUACAGAUCGAAGUGCCUGAAAACGCUUUGCCAAGAGACAGCAUGGUAAAACCUGUGGGUUAUUACAAAGACAGCCUGAGCGUGCCGCUCGUAGACAACCUAAUCAAUGCUGUGAAAGAUCAUUUUUCAGAAGACCACAAAGAAGCCCUCAACUUCCUCUCCCUGGUCCCGUGCUCAGUCACAGUCAGCUACAUGUUCGAGAGCCUGAAAUCGAAGCCUCCCCUUUACAGCAGUGAUCUCCCCGAUGCCGACAACUUCUUUACGGAGCUGUGCUGUUGGCGAGUAACGUGGAAGACCAAAGUAGCAUCUGUGACGAUCCCGAGCUCCAUAUUUCACACGUUGCGCCUGCCACUCAUGCAGUAUUUUGGGAACAUCAACACACUGCUGAGGAUUAUGUCUGUGCUGCCCAGCACGGCGCUGGAGGACUGUGGCGUCGUCAUGCGCCACAAGCGGUUCCAAGACUACCUGAGAAACACACAUCCCAGGGACAGGUCCGCAUGCCUGGCUAUGCUGCAGGUGGGCACGGACUUCAACAGAGAUCUGGAUCGCAUGGUGACCCAGUGCUUGAAGGUCACCCCACAAGCCUUGGAGGGCAUCUGCUUGGACAAGGAAGCCAAGAGUUUGAUCAGGAACACGGAAAAUAAUAUGGAAGUUGAUUCUGUCAAGGAUGAGGCAGAAGAACCCAUACUUCAGCAAUAUCCUGUUAAGAUGGAGGAUCAAGAAAUGAAGCCAACAGAUGAAAAUGGGCACACAGGCGAUAACUUUCAAAGCCUGGCUACGGUCUUCAGACUCGCCGCACUCCUGGGAAAGAAGAAUACCAGUCUUAAUGACCUCCCAGAAGAAAAAAGGGAUCAUUUGCUCCAGGAGCUCAGCAUGUGCCACUGGGUUGAAAAUGAGAAAAGCACACACUGCAUUGGAGAUGAUGAAACGGUGAACCUCCUCAUAGUUAGUAUCAGAGAUGUCAUACUAAGAGAAAUACAGGAUUCUCCGUUCUUCUCGCUCAUUACAGACAAACCUGUAAAAAUUGCAGACAAGACCUACCUGCCUGUUUUUGUCAGGUAUGUUGGAGAAUCAGCCCCAAAAGUGGAGCUCAUGGGCUUCUUGCCGUUUGAUGAAAACUGUCACGUUGACUCACAAGCAAGCAAACUUGCAAAGAUCCUCAGUGACGACUGGGGCUUGCCAAUGUCUCAGUGUCGGGGGCAAGCGUUCAUGCACUUGGGCUCAGGCUAUCAAAGCCUGAAGAAAAUGUCCUUAGAUCUACUGAAGAGCUUUCCCCUCUGCGUUGUGACACCCAGCGAGUCGUGUGGCCUUGCCCAUUGGUUGGCAGGUAGUGUGCCUUGUCCUUCAGUAGCAAAAAUGCUAGAUAUCACUGAAGACCUGCUGCUGUUUUUUAAUGAGUCUCCUUGUCUGGAGGGACAGUUGGCACAGGCAGUGGAUGGACUUCUGAACAUGCCAAGAGAGGCCCUUGAGGAAAUCCCAGAGACGUGUUGCUCCAGGUGGAAAAAGAGAGAAGACUUCUUUGACAUUCUUGCUGACACUUUAGAGGGCGUUCUCAGCUGUCUAGAUGCUGUUAGUUCGAGCACCACGGGUGCAAAAUCGAUGCACGCUCAAGUUCUCUCCACGGCUCUGAGAAAUAUGGAUUUCAUUGUCACCCUCGUGAUUUUGAAGAAUGCCUGCGCUCCCCUCCGUAACUGUAGCACCGUCUUCCGCUGCGGAAACCCUGCUGACAUUCUCUGUGAAGUGGAAAAAAUUCCCUCCAUCAUCGAAGCCCUCAACAAAAUGUUAGAAAAUGUGAGCACUGUGCACUCCGCUUGGUUUGAGCAGGCCUUUCAGCUAGCAACAAAGGUUGCACCCGAGCAAGUGUGCUUCUCGGAGGAAGCCAACAGCUACGAAUCUCCUGAGAUCUAUUACCGAGAAAAUCUCAGCGUUCCUCUCCUCCGAAGCCUCGUUGAUGAGAUGAAGUACAGUUUCUCAGACAGCCACUUAAAAGCCCUGUCGGUGCUGUCGUUGCUGCCUUCUUGCAACCCACAGCCCAUACUGUCGGAGUCCACAAACAAGCCCUUCAGUGUCUACCUUACGGAUGUUCCUGAGCCCGAAGCAGCGGAGCAGGAAAUCAACACGUGGGCGGCUGUCUGGAGGGAGAAGUACCAGGAUGUCGCUCCACCGGCAUCCAUUGCUGAAACUUUAGUUCAUCCUGAGUCAAAGAGCCACCCAACCAUUACCUUACUGCUCCGGCUGGUGGCCGUCCUGCCCAGUGUCAGUAUGGAGUGCGACCUCAUGAAGACCACCCUGAAUUCAAUGAGGGAUCUGUUCAAGAACACUGUGUGCAAAGGUGACAGAAUAGCUCAAGUGAUGCUUCGCUCCCACUGCAACACACUACUGAGACUGCCAGAGGUCAUCGAGAAGUGUACGGAAGGUGAUCCAGAGAGCGGUCCGUGUUUGUCCCAGGUGAUGGGAACACUUCAAAGGCUAAAGCUGGACAGUGCAGGACUGUGCAGCUCAAGUGUAGCCGAGGAAGCCGCUGAUGGAGAGACGUCGGCGGAUGAACAAGUGAUACUGAAGGUCGUCCCAGGGCCAAGAACUGCAGUGUCCUUCUAUGAGCCACUGGUACGUGAGCAGAUGCUCAAGGAAUUAUGGGACUCCCAGUUCUUCACUUUUCUAACCGAGAAAGAAGUUGAAAUCGAUGGUGAGCUCUAUGUUCCGUUGUGCAUCAGAUACCUAAACAAAGAGGAUGUCCAGUGUGAGGAAACAUUGGCUUUUAUCCCCUUUAGCGAGGAUCCGGUUGCCCUCACAGAUUCGAUAGAGACUGCUCUGUCUGAGAAGUGGGGGCUCAACAUGGAGUACUGCAGAGGGCAGGCCUUGCUGAGUGUUGGUGAAGUAGGGGCUCAGAUGAGGGCAGUGAGUUCAGCUUUAUCUGCAAAGUACCCACAGGCUAUUAGAACUGUCAGCUCUUCUUUGUCUUUAAAUGUUUGGCUGGCUAAAUCCUCCCCGGCCGAGGAGGCCGCCAACGCGGCGGCCCUCAUAAGUCAGAUUUUGCACUGGCUCACAGAGGACGCGGAGCGCCAGAACAAACUGGAAGACAUGAUCAUUCACGUAUUCCAGGACAGUGAAGCGAAGGGCAAUGAGUUGAGGGACAAGCUCAUCAAGAACUGGGACAAGAGCCACGACAUGCACGAAAUCAUGGUCGACAUUCUGGAGGCAGUCAUGCUGUGUUUGAACGAGCUGAAAGGGGAGGGCAGCGCCUCAGCUCGGCAGAAAGCGUCGCACUUCUUUGACGCUAUUAGAAACCUGGAGUUUCUCCUGUCGGCGGUGGUGCAGAAGAGCGUCUUGAGCGCAACAAAAAAGCUGAGCCAGUCUCUUCAGGGAAAACCGUUAGACAUGUUGCUUGCUGUGCAUUACUUGCCUUAUCUCAAAACAUCCCUCAGUACUAUGAAGAGCGAUAUUGACUCCCAUCACAAGGCCUGGUUUGAGGAAGCGGUCGCCCUGGCGUCGAAGCUCCAUGUCACCAUGUUGCAUUCGGUUCUUCUUGAGCCCCUGAGUGAGUUUUACAAAGAAUCAGUCAGCCUGAAGGUUGUUGAGCACUCGAUAGCGGAGAUUGACGAGCUCUUCACGGAGAAGGUCUUGGAUACCUUGAGGUGUCUGGAGAUUGUGCCUUACGCAAUGUCCAAAGUAGAAACCAGCGUUCUGGGUGGUCUCGUGUUCCGCCUGUACAAGGAGGACCUACCGGACCAGGCGUCUCUCCACACUGAGAUGAAGUCGUGGAAGGAGAAGUGGCUGGACCCGCUGGCAGGCUACCUUCCAACCACCAUACUCGAUACACUCAAGACAUCGCAGAUAAGAAGUUUCAGCAACAUUGAGACUCUCUUGAGACUUCAAGUCAUCUUGCCGUUUUCACGAAGGGAGAGCAACUUUAGGGAGGGGAAACGGAGCUUGCAGGAAUUUGUUCUACAGAAGAAGAGAUCCCUCACUGAGCUGCAUCCUCUGUAAAAGUUCAGGUCUUCCGUUAGCGUUACACUAGCAGAAUGGAUUCAGUGUGGUGUUGCAAUCAUACUCAAGAAUAUCAAGGUUGAAGUUGGGAGGUUGAUAUUUCUCUGUACAUUAUUGAUCUAAAUUGUUUGAGAUUUCCUUUGGUUGUUAUCCUGCAAAGCCCUAUCUUAUGCUUUUUUUUUAUUAUUCUGUAGUUUGUACAGGUGUACUGCCCAAUGGGACCAAUGUCUUGGCAAAAACGGUAAAUAGCAAUGCUCCAAUGACGGUUAUCAAUGCUUGUGUGCCUUGAUGCAAAAUGAAUAAUUCACCAAGUUAUCAUGAUGUUCGACGGUGUCCCAUGGGCGUUUGAAACAACUCUAUUUUUGUCUAUCCGAAAUGACCAGACUGACUUACGUAUUUCACUGUCAUCAGUCCACCCCAAUUAAUGAAUUGCACCCUUUUGUCUUUUCCUGGGCACAAAUAGAGAAGGUUAGUUCCAUCAUGUGUUCUGAUGAUUUUUCCCAUGUUUCCUCUGUGCGGGAAUGACUUUGCUGUAAACGUAUCUUUGAAAGAAUGUUUCCUCAAUAGGAAAACCUUCAUAUAUAUUUGUCAAAAAAGUAAUAAAAUAUUU